Drosophila sechellia is the source of this 745-nucleotide messenger RNA. It is a transcript of the gene Taf11, whose product is annotated as TATA-box binding protein associated factor 11. Lineage: Eukaryota; Metazoa; Arthropoda; Insecta; Diptera; Drosophilidae. The record is from RefSeq and is a predicted model, not a curated record. Gene Ontology annotation, cellular component: transcription factor TFIID complex; nucleus. Bases 54 to 644 code for a protein of 196 amino acids. The transcript has 2 exons. Gene Ontology annotation, biological process: RNA polymerase II preinitiation complex assembly; transcription initiation at RNA polymerase II promoter. Gene Ontology annotation, molecular function: RNA polymerase II general transcription initiation factor activity; protein heterodimerization activity.
AUCCCUGGUUGAUUUUGUUUAUUAUUCGCUAGUGCUUUCCUAAUUCCAUUUAAAUGGACGAAAUCCUCUUUCCCACACAGCAGAAGAGCAACUCCUUGAGCGACGGCGACGAUGUCGAUCUGAAGUUCUUCCAGUCGGCCUCCGGCGAGCGUAAAGACAGCGAAACCUCGGAUCCGGGAAACGAUGCGGAUCGUGAUGGCAAAGAUGCGGAUGGGGACAACGACAACAAGAACACGGACGGAGAUGGUGACUCUGGCGAGCCGGCGCACAAAAAGCUCAAGACUAAGAAGGAACUGGAGGAGGAGGAGCGCGAACGAAUGCAGGUUCUUGUUUCCAACUUUACGGAGGAACAGCUGGAUCGCUACGAAAUGUAUCGUCGCUCAGCCUUUCCGAAGGCCGCAGUCAAGCGUCUAAUGCAAACUAUCACCGGCUGUUCCGUGUCCCAGAAUGUUGUGAUAGCCAUGUCAGGCAUUGCGAAAGUCUUCGUCGGCGAGGUAGUGGAGGAAGCCCUCGACGUGAUGGAGGCCCAAGGAGAGUCCGGUGCCCUGCAGCCCAAAUUCAUACGAGAGGCAGUGCGACGACUGAGGACCAAGGAUCGAAUGCCCAUAGGCCGAUACCAGCAGCCCUAUUUCAGACUGAACUAGCGAGUCGAGGCAUUAAGAAAUAUAGUUUGUAAGACUGUUAGUCAAUGUAAAAAUACAUAAACAAGUAAAAAGUAAAUAAAUAUAAAGAUUUUUUCAACAAG